AAGGCCGGAAGUGGCGGACGCCAUGGCAACGGCGUACACAGAGCCGCGGCCUCCCCGCGCCGGGGACCGGCUGAGGAGGGGGCGCAGAUCAUUUAUUUGAAGACUCUCUGUGAUACUGAAGAGAUUAUGGUCACGGUAAGCUAGCGCCGUUGUGGAUUCUGCAGCGGGCAUUGUGUUGGCAUUGCCGCGGUAGUCUGGGAAGAGGACAAGGCGCCCACGGUACCUUUACCAGUUAGAAUGGAUGCAGUAGAAAGGAGAGUCCAAACAUUUGUGCGAGUCAAGCCAACAGCUGAUUUUGCUCAGGACAUGAUCAAGUUUGGGCCAGGCAACAAGAGCAUAGAUAUAUACAUCAAAAAAGAUGCCAAGAAAGGAGUUGUGAAUAACAGGCGGACUGACUGGUCCUUUAGGCUGGACGGCGUCCUUCACAAUUCCUCCCAGGAACUGGCCUAUGAAGCUGUGGCCAAGAAAGUGGUGUCCGAAGCUUUAAUUGGCUAUAAUGGCACGAUAAUGUGCUAUGGGCAAACGGGGGCUGGUAAAACUUACACCAUGACGGGAGCAACCGCCGAGUACAAGCAUCGAGGAAUCAUACCCCGAGCCAUACAGCAGGUCUUCAAAGCAACUGCGCAUUCCGUUGAUCCGUUCGUCACUGUCCGAAUAUCCUACCUGGAAAUCUACAACGAGACCCUCUUUGACCUUCUGUCCCCCAUGACAAGCAAUGGGACCAGUGAUGUGCAGAUGGCCGUGGUGGAUUGCCCGCAGGGUGUUUAUGUGAAGGGCUUAUCUAUACAUUCAGUUAGCCACGAGGAAGAUGCACUAAAUCUCCUUUUUGAGGGCGAGACCAACAGAGUGAUAGCAGAGCACACACUGAAUAAAAACUCGUCCAGAUCCCAUUGCAUCUUUACUAUUUAUAUUGAGUCUCGUUUCAGAGUUUUCUCAGAUGUCAAAUGCGUUAACUCGAAAAUCAACUUAAUAGAUCUGGCAGGAUCAGAGAGACUGAGCAAGACUGGAUCUGAAGGACAGGUUCUGAAAGAAGCCAUGUACAUCAACAAGUCUCUGUCGUUCCUUGAGCAACUCGUCAUUGCCCUGGCUGAUCCGAAGAGGGACCACAUCCCCUUCCGGCAGAGCAAGCUCACUCACGUUCUCAAGGACUCGCUAGGGGGAAACUGCAAUACUGUCCUAGUGGCAAAUAUCUGUGGGGAAGCUGUGCACGUGGAAGAGACUUUGUCUUCUCUUCGUUUUGCUACCAGAAUGAGAUGGAUCACAACAGAGCCAGUCAUCAGCGAGACAUAUGACCAAGAGGGGACAGUGAAGGCUUUGGAGAAGGAGAUUAGUCUUCUGAAGCAGGAACUGGCCAUGCAUGACAGCUUGGUAAAUCGUUCUUUGGUGACUUAUGACCCCCUGAGUGACAUCCAGAUAGCAGAGAUUAAGUCUCAAGUCCAUAAAUACCUAAAAGGAGCCAUUGAUGAAAUUGAUAUAGUGAACGUCAGGCAAGUCCAGGAGGUAUUUAAGCAGUUCAAACUGAUUGUAAGUCAACAGGAGCACGAAGUGGAGGCCAGAUUACGAAGCAAGUACGCUCUGAUAGACAAAAAUGACUUUGCGGUUGUUGCUGCUGUUCAGAAGGCAGGUGUGGUUGAUGUGGAUGGCCAUUUGGUGCUGGAAGAGGAUGGACAGGAUUUUGGGACAAGAACUGCUCCUUUUUCAUCCAGGCGUGGUGGGAAGAAGAAAUCCAGGAAACGCAAUGAGCAGCCCAAGAAGGAAGGCAUCAGGAGCUCUCAUUCUGGGAGAGAUCUGGAUGGUUUUUUACCAUCAAAAAGCCAUGUAAUAACUUCCACCAAGGAUCUGGAUGUGAAAGAGGGAGCACGGAACCAGGAUACAGCAAAUAUUGAUGCAGAGCUCCCAAAGCCAGCUCCUGUGGAGGAUUCCCAGCGACCCAGCUCCCCUCCAUCCAAGCUGGUGGCAUUUGAGCAGUUUAAGGAGGAGGGCGGAAGUGAGAUCAGCCGGAUCUUUAAAGAGAACAAAAGCAUCCUCGUUGCCAGGAAAAAGAGAAGCAGUACAGUAGCGCAGAGAAUCAACUUCAUCAAGCGUGAGAUGGAGGGCAUCAAAAAGGCCCUGGAGGCUCAGAAGCAGGAGCGGUGGCAGCAGGGAGAGUAUGUUGAUGAGAAAGGACAGAUCAUAAUUGAUGAGAAGGAGUUUCUACUCAUCAUGAAGCUGAAGGACCUGAAGGAAGAGUACAGGUCUGGUUAUACCGAACUGCAGGACCUCAAGGCAGAAAUCCAGUACUGCCAGCAUCUGGUGGACCAGUGCCGGAACAAACUCGUCUCAGAGUUUGAGAUCUGGUACAACGAGUCCUUCCUUAUCCCCAAGGAUGUGCAGGAAGCUCUGAAGCCCAGUGGCAACAUCAGACCUGGAAUGAUUCCCAUAAACAGAGUCAUGUGCCUGGAGGAAGACGAGCAGGAGAGGUUUGAGCGGAUGCAGGAGACAACGCUGCCAGCCUGCCCAGCUUCCGUCUCAUUCUACAAGGCGAAAACGAAGACUGAUCAAAAGGUAACCUCAGCUGGGCCCAGUUCCACGUACCCCUGCCGAGGCGCGCUGGGAGAGCGAUUCUGCGCCUCGCUGCCAGCACAUGUAUGCCAGAACCAUGUCAUCCCUCGAGCAAAUGCGUAAGAAACCCGGGCUCAUCACAGCUGCUGGGAAGAAUAAACCCCUGUCCUUUCUGCAUGUCGUGUAGCAGGUUCGGGCUCAGCCUGGAACCCAGCAUUCAAUAUGCAGCGUCACCUCAGAAAGCACCUCGCGGUCAUGUCCACAAUAGAUUUAUCAAAAAUAAAUAGUAUGGGGGGAAAAAAAAACCACCCAACUUCUGUGCAGCUAGACUGACAGUUAUUGGUAAUCAAACCUGGUGUUUAGACAGGAAGCAAGCCAGGGAGCUCAAAUAGCAACGCUUCGUUUUCUGAGUGUUUCUGGAAAACGCAGCAUUGCGACAGAGAGGUGUGUUGUGGACAGCCUGGGCUGCUUCUGCCUCCCUCCUUCCCGGUGCUGGAGGCAAGGGCCUCCUGGGCUUGUUCUCAACGGAGCGUCACGGCACAUCUUUGCUAGUUUGACACUCUCUAGGUGGAUCCUGAGAAGCCAAGUCUGGAUGAGAGCGAGUCCUCCCUUGGAUGGAAGCAACCCCGGGGCGUUUGCUCUCCCGGAGAGAGGAAGGGGCUGGAAAGGCGCACGAGCGGAGAAGCAUUUCCGUCAGCUGCCCGGCGUUAGCUGCGGCGGCACUGAUUUAUGGCAGCUUCCCCGCCCCAGCGCAGCAGCAACGGGGCACUGUUUGCCCGCCGCUUUCCAGGAAGGCGGUUCAGAUCCAGGGUGAGAUCAUGGUGCUCGGCAACUGGAAAGCUCCAGAGGAUACCGCGCUGCUUUGCCAGGCUGCUGUUAUCUUCGCCUGCUGAGUGGAGCGUGCCGAAGGCCUGCUGGAAGUCCUCCUCCUCCUCCAGCGCUGGUGGAGGUGGGAGGCUGACUCCAGCUUGACACAUGCCGGGAGGUCUGUGUACCAAAUAUCCAGGCAAGAGCGUCCCGUCUCCUCCUACUGCUGCAAAUGGUUUGCGACCGCAUCAGUCUUGCCAGGCCUGAGCUGGGCUGGUCCUGUGAUUUACCCAAAAUGAUGAGAGACGCGAGAUCUCGCAGGGCUCCCUCCGCCGCCCGGCUCGCCCAGGGCGCAGGGCAAGCGGCGCGCGUGGGCUGGCCGUGCCGCUGGGUGCCCUGAUGUCUGGGCGCACGGAUCUGCCUGCGGAAGGUAACGAAACAGUCAAAAUUAAUUUAAUACCCGCCUGGGCAAUGAUGACGGCAUGUGGCCUCUGGGGCUGCUCUGGUGAUGGCAGGCAUUUCCUCAAGCCUCGCCUGCCAUCAGUGCUGGCUCCUCAGCGCUCCUCUCUUGCCUGUAUCACAGCUGUGGCUCCGAGGAGCCGCGUACGGACGUGGGUCCGUAUAUAUGUAUGGAUAUACGUGCUGGUCACGCUGCAAGCUUGGCUUGAAGGAGCUCUUGGGGUCCAGCUCCUCCUUGGGGUUUCUGCUUCUUGUCUAAGCAGGGAAUAAAAAUGUCAGCCAUGA
This is a messenger RNA of Phalacrocorax carbo (great cormorant), 4092 nucleotides long. NCBI's taxonomy places the organism in Eukaryota, Metazoa, Chordata, Aves, Suliformes, Phalacrocoracidae. The record is from RefSeq and is a predicted model, not a curated record.